This is a messenger RNA of Neoarius graeffei (lesser salmon catfish), 1637 nucleotides long. Its product is annotated as histone H1. Gene Ontology annotation, molecular function: structural constituent of chromatin; DNA binding. The record is from RefSeq and is a predicted model, not a curated record. The transcript has a single exon. The coding region runs from base 77 to 685 and encodes 202 amino acids. Gene Ontology annotation, cellular component: nucleosome. Gene Ontology annotation, biological process: nucleosome assembly. Lineage: Eukaryota; Metazoa; Chordata; Actinopteri; Siluriformes; Ariidae.
GACGUAAACAUUGUCACUUCGUGCAUUUUUUUUUCUAAUCUCGUAAACGCUAACGUCCAACUUUUCACCGAGUCCAAUGGCAGAGACCGCGCCCGCUCCGGCAGCCACCACGGCCAAAGCUCCGAAGAAGAGGUCCGCCGCGAAGUUGAGGAAGUCCGGUCCGAGCGUUUCAGACCUGAUCCUGAAAGCCGUGUCCGCGUCCAACGAGCGCAAAGGCGUGUCGCUGUCCGCGCUGAAGAAGGCGCUCUCGAACGGCGGGUACGAUGUCGAAAGGAACAACUCGCGCGUCAAGAUCGCGCUCAAAGCGCUCGUGAAGAAGGGCUCGCUCGUGCAGACUAAAGGCACCGGAGCAUCCGGCUCGUUCAAGGUGAGCAAAGGCGGCGCGGUGAAGAAGCCUGCCAAAAAGAGCGACGUCAAAGCCAAGAAGCCUGCGCCGAAGAAGCCGGCGGCGAAAGCGGCCAAGCCGAAAAAGGCACCAGCCAAGAAGCCGGCUACUAAAAAGGCGCCGAAGAAAGUAAAGAAGCCUGCAGCGGCCAAAAAGAGCACAAAGAGCCCGAAGAAAGCGAAGAAACCCGCUGCCAAGAAAGUGACCAAGAGCCCGAGUAAGAAAGUCAAAGCUGCAAAGCCGAAAACAGCCAAACCCAAAGCGGCCAAGGCCAGGAAAGCGGCUGCAAAGAAGAAGUAAGCAACAACUUGUCAUAUUUUCAACUUCAAAAUACCGGCAGCAUAACGCUAUAAUCUGAAAGAGCUACGGAAAGGGUUAAAAUUUUGGACUGAGCAUGCGCAGAACUGAUUCGAAUCCUACGGCCUGACGAGUGGAGGAGUGAUGAGAGUGUGCUGACAGGGCUGGAGAGGAACACCAGCGAGAUCAACAGCGGCGCACUCAACAUUAGCCAUGUUUCCAUCCGAGGACAAACUUCUUCCUUCACACACACAACAUGACUCGUGGGUAUAUCUGAAUAUACAUAUAUAUUUUUUCUAAUAUUGUCUUUUUUUUUUUAUUGAUACAAAAUGUUUGUUAACCUGAAACUAAAUAAGUUAAAACAUUUCUUGUCUGCUCCGUCCGCACUUCCGGUAGAGAAAGUAGUGGUUUUGGUUGUUUUAUUUUUAAACGGAAGUGACGUAAACAGUAGUGGAACUGAUGAUUUGAAUGGAAAUGUUGCUAUUGGUGUAGUGGACUCUGAAAACACAACCCUCUCUCACUACCUCUACACAUCACGCACAAAUCCGACUAAGGCUUGGUGCAGAUUCCCAGUCCUUCCUCCUCCUCCUCCAGCCACUGAGACCACAGACCCGAAGGAAAAGACCACAAAAGCAAGUCCUUACACUAAAAUUCCAUCUGCACACAACAUUUCAGAUGUUUGACUUUUUUCAGAUCUGUAAUUAACCUUUUUUUUUUUUUUUUGAAAGUUUGUGCUCAUGUUAGUCCCAUUUUUUUCCCUUUUUGUAAAUACAUACCAAUUGAAACUUCAUGUAAAUACCAAGAACAAAAAUGUUAAUUUAUUUAUUUGUGUAACAAUAACAGCUUUUCUGUAAUUGUGAUAUGUCUUUUUUCAUUUAAACUUUGAAGCAUUUGUGUAUAUAUCUUAAAAAACAUUUUAAUACAAAAAAUCCAAAUAAAACAAGUGUAAAAUCCA